Molecule: messenger RNA, 1051 nt
Organism: Stegodyphus dumicola
Lineage: Eukaryota; Metazoa; Arthropoda; Arachnida; Araneae; Eresidae
Product: acid sphingomyelinase-like phosphodiesterase 3b
Molecular function (GO): phosphoric diester hydrolase activity
Source: RefSeq, a predicted model, not a curated record
CGAAAUGAAUUCGUGAGUACGGAAUCGGUACUUCGAGUCAACCGAUGUACCCGUUACUCAGUAACGAAUACAUGCGGUUUGCUCCAGCUCUAUUUCGUAGUGUCAACACGGAUUGAGAGUUCUUUUUAUCAUUAUGGAAGUUCAUCACCAUAUAAAAAGUAUUUCAGUUAAACUUUCUUGAUUUUGUUAAUAUCAAGUAAUCGUUUUUAAACUGAAUAUCACUGAAAGUAGCUUGAUCUUGAAGAAACAUGAAAGGCCUGCUUCCAUAUCUUGUAACAGUUCUGUACCUGUGGAAUUACAUUUUGUAUGCUAUGUGUAAAGACCACGGAAUAGGAUGCUUUUGGCACAUUACUGAUAUUCAUGCAGACCAGAAUUAUUCCAGAACAGGAAAUCCAUUAAACCUUUGUCAUUAUGAAUAUUCCUCUUAUCCAGAUAAUGGCUUAUAUGGAAAUUUUUUGUGUGAUUCUCCCCAGUACCUCGUAAAUGUGACAAUAAAAUCUAUGAAAGAUAUUUAUCCAACUCCUGAUUUCAUAAUAUGGACAGGGGACAAUCUUCCCCACACUUUGAAAUUUGAUCCUGACUGGAAUGUUGUGUUUGAAGCUAUUAAUAAUGUAACUGAAUUAUUGAUUUCUGCUUUUCCUGAUGUUCCUGUGUUUCCUUCUAUUGGAAAUCAUGAUACAUUCCCACCUAAUGUUUUGCUACCAAAUGAAACAUCAUAUUCUAUAUAUGAUGGAUAUUUGAAGAAAGGUGGUUGGGAUAAAUUUUUGCCUAAAACUACAUGGUUUACUUUCUUGAAAGGUGGGUUUUACAGCAGAUUGGUGAGACCUAGCCUGAGGAUAAUAAGUCUGAAUACUAUUUUAUGGUAUACCUCAAAUAAUAUCACAUCUGGUUUAAUUGAUCCGGCUUAUCAGUUUGAAUGGCUUGAAAUGGUACUUAAAAAUUCAUCAAAAUUCUCUGAAAAAGUAAGUAUUUGUAUAUGUAGAUUUCUAUUUUUGAGUUCUUUUAAUAGGAAGAAGGAUUUUAUAAAAAAAUUGCUAUAGGAACUCUAACA